This is a messenger RNA of Ostreococcus tauri, 360 nucleotides long. Its product is annotated as Ribosomal protein L18/L5. The transcript has a single exon. Gene Ontology annotation, molecular function: 5S rRNA binding; structural constituent of ribosome. Gene Ontology annotation, biological process: translation. Gene Ontology annotation, cellular component: ribosome. Lineage: Eukaryota; Viridiplantae; Chlorophyta; Mamiellophyceae; Mamiellales; Bathycoccaceae. The record is from RefSeq and is a predicted model, not a curated record. Bases 1 to 360 code for a protein of 119 amino acids.
AUGUCCAACGCCGAGCUCGCGCGCGCCGCGCUGCGCGCCGCCCGCGCGGCGGCGAACCCGUUCACGCUCCACGUCUCGAUGUCCAACAAGCACGUCCACGCCCAGAUCGUUCGCGCGGUCGACGGUCACGUCGUCGCGAGCGCGUCGACGGUGGAGCGGGCGGUUCGCGAGCGUGAACCGCCGAUUAGGGUGACGAGCGAUAAGGUGGCGGCGAGAAGGGUGGGUGAAGUGAUCGCGGAGCGGGCGAAAAAGGUGGAGGUUCCCGAGGUGCGGUGGGCGCGCCCGUACGGAGCGCGGUUCCACGGGAAGUUCGCGUCGCUCUUGACGGCGCUCCAGAGCGGUGGCGUGGGGUUGGCGUGA